AUGUCCUCUCCUACAAAAGAGGCGAGGCGGUCGCGAUGCAGGGCGUUCGCUUCACUGUACACGCGCAACGUGAUGCGGAUGGGUAGGCGGGUUGGAGCGGCGUGCGGCUCCGAGAGAGCUGGCGGUGGCUGCGCCAUCUUUCUCUCUUUCAUGUUCCUCGUGGGGUUUGGCGUGUUCUUUCUCAUGGAAGUAGUGGAGAUGACCAGCGUCAUGUCCACAGUCUUCUUCAGCGCGUCGUUUCCGCUGUGGAACCGCUGGAGCAGCGGCACCUCCGCGACCGUCGACUUUGCGGUGCGUAGCUUUGCUUUCCGGGACAUGAGCAAAGCGGACCAGCAGAGAGAGCGCGAGCUGCACGCACGUCAAAUUGAGGAGCAUCUCCGCAAGACACCGCACAGGCUGAAGACGAAUGCGGCGUUCGUUGUCAUGGGCGAAACGGAUCCGAACGCGUUUCGCUUGACGGGCGACACUGGCGACUCAGCAGUGCGAGCUGUAUAUGCAGUUGUGGAUGGCCAUUCACUGGUGCGGCAGCCCGGUACCGCACCGCUGCCGCACCUGCGCACAAUGUGGCGCACCUUCACCCCGGCGGAGCUUUACGAACGCUACGAUGCGCUGGACAUCGUGUACAGCUUCGUGAACGGUACGGAGUCGAAUCACUUUUAUCGUAAGCGACUCCGCGUCAAGUGCGGGCCGCAGAUCCUGGCUCUAGAGAAGCAGUACUUCCUGAGCGGCUAUACUGCGCCUUCCAUCACCGAAGACGGAUCGAGUAAUUUGACAUCACUGCUGUUCCAGCUGGCUUCCCGGUGCACCGCCUUUCAGUCGCUUCUUGGCAGGCGCAACGGCGAGCUUCUGCAGCUCUUUGGCAAUUCCACAAGCAGGCUACAAGUCGACGAACGUGAUCGCGAGACGGACGAGCUGCGGCACAGCCUGCGCAGCCUGGAGCAGCACGUGCGGUGGCACCGCGGCCGCGUGGUGGUGGUGUCGCCCGGGCACCACCCGACGUGGGUGGACGGCGCGAAGAACUUCCUUGCCGGGCUGUGCGGCGACGCGCGCGUGCAGGCGCUGCGGUCGAGCGGGACGCACCUGCGCGUGACGACGGUGCACCAGGACGCUGUGAUGCCGUACGGGAUGCGGCUGACGGUGGACUCGCACGUGAUCGAGCAGCACCUGUGGCGCGUGCGCAACAUGACGGCCGUGCACGUGUACAUGAACGACGACUACUUUGUGAACCGCGACGUCGCGAUCACGGACCUCUUCAACGAGUACGGCGGCACGAUCGUGCGGACGGAAGAGGGACGUGUGGCGGAGGGCUGGAGAGGGGAUGAGGGUGUGUCGUGGGCGGAGGGGGUGGCGAACACGGAGCUCUUCAACGUCUACCACCUUGAGCAUCUGCAUGAGGACUACCUUCCACAGCCCCUUCUGGACAGGUGGCGAAGGUUGCUCAAGUCGUACGCGGAGGAGAAGCAGUUGGCCAGCCAUGAGCUGUUUGCCUCCCUGGAGCCGAAGGUAAGGGAGUUAGUGGCGCGAGCACGAUGUCGCAGCUCGAGUUUAGAGGAUGGCGGCGUCGCCACUUGUGCGGAACUCGAGCAAGAGGCUCGCUACAUGCUCGCUUUCUCUGAGCUGUUCAAAGCCGCGAACACGUCUUCUUACUGGGAGGCAGCCUUGUCAAAUGUCAGCUCUACCACGUCGCUGCCGGAAGGACGCCACACGGCCGCGCAGAGGCACUACUACGCCACCCACGCGCCGUUUGUGUACUGCACGAACAUGUUUCGGCACUGGUCUGUGCGGUUCCGUGACGAGUUCGCUGCUAUCCAGUUGCACCAUCGCGAUCGCCGUGCCAGGGACCUCUUCGUACCAUUCCUCUACAACGCCUUCAUCAUGGCGAGGCCAUGGGAAGCCUCUGCAAAGUUUAUCCCUUACUUAGUGCAUCUGAAGGACGCGAUGGAGGCUGCCGCAGCUGCCACAACAGCGGCGCUGGCGCAUACCCCGCCGAAAGAGAUGGUUCCUUUCAUUGAUGCGCUCGUGGAGGAGUUUUCUAAGCACCUCGUCAAGUACGCGCCGAACGUUUCGAUCUUCCUUGACAACGAGGAUGGUUGUGCGCCAGCCGCGCUGUACCGCAAUCCAGCGGCUGAAGUGAUGUACAUGCGAGCGACAAACGACAUUGCAGCAAACAAGCAGAGAAUCGACGAGGUGAAGCAGACUAACCCGCUGUACUUCAACAUCAACGCCGGGUUCAGCACGGCGGAGGCCGCGGCCCAGCUGCGCAGCUUCCUGCACGGCAAGUUUCCGACCCCUGUCUACCUGGAGAUGGGUGGAGCCCCGACCGCGGGCGAGGACGUCGCGUACGGCGCGGAGGAGGGAGCGCUGUAG
This is a messenger RNA of Leishmania braziliensis MHOM/BR/75/M2904, 2367 nucleotides long. RefSeq lists its product as hypothetical. The record is from RefSeq and is a predicted model, not a curated record. Gene Ontology annotation, cellular component: Golgi apparatus. The transcript has a single exon. Bases 1 to 2367 code for a protein of 788 amino acids. NCBI's taxonomy places the organism in Eukaryota, Euglenozoa, Kinetoplastea, Trypanosomatida, Trypanosomatidae.